AUGUCGAACACACUAACUUUCGGAAAAUACAAAGGUCAAUCCAUUGAGGAUGUAUUCAAGAAUGAUCCUGGAUACUGUCGAUGGAUGCACAACCAACCAAGCCUUAACAUUAGUGAGGAUAUCAAGAUUUUCCUUCACUCCAAGUUUCUCAGCAACGAUAAUUCAUAUAUGAUGACAUGGGGGAAGUAUCGGGGUAAGACUCUCAAGCAGAUUAGCCGAAUGGAUCCCGGAUAUAUCGAUUACCUACGCAAGAGCGAAUUCGUGAUUGAGAAGUGUCCUAAGCUACUCAAGGAGCUUAACUAA
Molecule: messenger RNA, 303 nt
Organism: Phytophthora sojae
Lineage: Eukaryota; Oomycota; Peronosporomycetes; Peronosporales; Peronosporaceae
Exons: 1
Coding region: 1-303 (100 amino acids)
Source: RefSeq, a predicted model, not a curated record